This is a messenger RNA of Oryza sativa Japonica Group (Japanese rice), 1660 nucleotides long. Its product is annotated as nicotianamine aminotransferase 1-like. Gene Ontology annotation, biological process: L-tyrosine catabolic process; biosynthetic process. Gene Ontology annotation, molecular function: pyridoxal phosphate binding; L-tyrosine:2-oxoglutarate transaminase activity. NCBI's taxonomy places the organism in Eukaryota, Viridiplantae, Streptophyta, Magnoliopsida, Poales, Poaceae. The record is from RefSeq and is a predicted model, not a curated record.
UCGUAAGCCAAAGGCCCAAAACCAGCCUCCGUCUCCGUGUCACCCCUGGCUGGCCACAUCCCCCAAACUCCGGUGACUCCGGCGAUGGAGGGCGGCCGCGGGGGGAAGCGAUGGCGCUUCGCGACCCCGAAUCUGGCCGUGGCCGCGGCCGGGGAACGCAGCAUCCAGCGGUACCUCCUUCAGCUGCACGCGUGCCUGGACGAGAACGGGCCACGGCCCGUCAUCCCGCUCAGCCACGGCGACCCUUCCUCCUCCGCCUGCUUCCGCACCGCGCCCGAGGCAGAGGAAGCCGUCGCCGCCGCCGUCCGCUCCGGCGACUACAACGGCUACUCCUCCCCCGCCACCAGCCUCCCUGCUCGCCGAGCUAUUGCAGAGUACCUAUCCUGUGAUCUUCCUUACAAGCUUUGCACAGAUGAUAUUUUCCUCACAUCUGGAGGUACCCAAGCAAUCGAGAUUGUUAUGUCUGUUUUUGGCCAACCAGGUGCCAAUAUAUUGCUUCCAAAGCCCGGGUACCCAAAACAUGAAGCACAUGCGGUGUUCCACAGGAUGGAAGUGCGGCUCUAUGAUCUUGUUCCAGAGAGAGGAUGGGAGAUUAAUGUUGAAGCUGUUGAAGCUUUAGCAGAUGAGAAUACUGUUGCAAUAGUGAUUACUAACCCCAAUAACCCUUGUGGUAAUGUGUACACUUAUGAGCAUCUGUCCAAGAUUGCAGAUACAGCAAGCAAGUUCGGUCUGUUAGUCAUUGCUGAUGAAGUAUAUGGUCACCUUGUUUAUGGAAGCACUCCUUUUGUGCCAAUGGGUGUGUUUGGAGAGACUGUUCCAGUACUCACAUUGGGAGCUAUAUCAAAGAGAUGGGUUGUCCCUGGCUGGAGAUUUGGAUGGAUAGCAAUUUGUGAUCCUAAAGGCAUUCUGAAAGAAACAAAGGUCGUCGAUUCACUCAGAAGCUUUCGAAACCUAACAACAGGUCCUGCAACAUUUAUUCAGGGAGCUAUUCCUCAUAUUAUGAAGAACACAAAUGAUGAAUUCUUCAGAAAGACUCUCGAGUUGUUAAAGGAAACUGCUGAGAUAUGUUUUGGUGAAAUAAAAGAAAUAAAGUGUAUCACCUGUCCUCACAAACCUGAGGGGUCGUUUUUUAUGAUGGUAAAACUUGAUAUAUCACAAUUAUCGGACAUUUGUGACGACAUCGAUUUCUGCAGCAAGUUGGUAAAGGAGGAGUCUGUCGUACUUUUGCCUGGGAGAGCCUUAGGCAUGGAAAACUGGUUGCGCAUCACCUUUGCAUUGGAUCCCCCAAGGCUAAAGCAAGGAUUAGAAAGGGUCAAGUCCUUUUGCCGGAGGCAUCAGUCACAUGCUAAUAUGCUCAAUAUAAGUGCGUCGGCGAAAGUGGAGCCCCAUUUCGGAAUGUCAAAGAGUUAGAGCAAAUACAAUAACAAACUACAAACCAGUUAUCAAUACAUAUAAAGAAGAUAAGAGAGGAGAGAUGAAAAGUGAGCUACAAAUUUUAAAUUUAUAGCCAGCUAUGUGUGUAUAAGAGGUGGGAUAAGAUAAUUUAGUUCCAGUAGUUGGCUAUAGUAUUAAAGUUUCUCUUGUGUAAAGUAGUUGUACAAAUUCUACUUGUACUCCAUUAAUAAAUAUAAAAAAAAUAAAGAGAGGUUUUUCUAUUUAA